Salmo salar (Atlantic salmon) is the source of this 2745-nucleotide messenger RNA. Its product is annotated as annexin A13. Gene Ontology annotation, molecular function: calcium ion binding; phosphatidylserine binding; calcium-dependent phospholipid binding. Gene Ontology annotation, cellular component: nucleus; cytoplasm; vesicle membrane. NCBI's taxonomy places the organism in Eukaryota, Metazoa, Chordata, Actinopteri, Salmoniformes, Salmonidae. The record is from RefSeq and is a predicted model, not a curated record.
UAGAGUUUUAGCAAAGAUAAGUUUAGAAACUCUGUGGUUUUAGCCAGAGACGGAAGCGAGACAGCCCACACGCUGUUUUUUUCUGAUUCAAUGAAAGUCAAUUAACUAAAUCAUAUUUCGCUUAGGGUCCCCAAAGGGCUAGGGCUAGCUCUGACUGCAUAUGUGGGUAAGUAGACCCGUGAGCCACUGCAACCCCCAUCAAAGUUGCACAUCCCUGAACUAAGUAAACCAGACCCAGCUGCUAUUUCAUUGGUGUCUAUGGGAGACACACCCAGUUAAGUAGACUGGAACUGACACUUUUAUUUCAAUUCUUAAACGGCCUGAGUGAACUGUCUUUAUUUAUCCACCAUCUUUGAUUUUAGCCUCGCUAAAUCGAGGCUGAUCUCGCGAGUUUACAUGAAUGUCCGCUACCACAUCUGGUAAAUACGAGGAUAUCUCAACUAUAUACCUCAGUGAUCUCAACACAGCGGGACAAAUAUCUGUAAAAAUGGGAAACUGCCAACCCACAAUCAUGCCAUGCGAGGACUUUGAUGUUGCGGCUGACAUAAAGGCCUUACGCAAAGCCUGCAAAGGCUUGGGCACUGAUGAACAGGUCAUCAUUGACGUACUUACUAACCGCUGUGCAGCCCAGCGCAUGGAAAUUAAACAGGCCUAUUUUGACAAGUAUGGGAAUGAGUUGGUGGAUGUGCUGAAGAGUGAGCUGGGGGGGAACUUUGAGAAUGCCGUCGUGGCCAUGCUGGACCCUCCAGUCGUCUAUGCAGUGAAGGAGCUCAGGAGGGCCAUGAAGGGAGCAGGCACUGAUGAGGACACUCUGGUGGAGAUUCUGUGCACCGCCACAAACGCUGAUAUUCACAUGUUAAAAGAAUGCUACUUUCAGGUGCAUGAACGAGACCUGGAAUCAGAUAUCGAAGGGGACACUAGUGGAGAUGUGAGAAACCUGCUCACUGCUCUUUUACAGGGCACCAGAGAUGAGAGUUACGAUGUGGAUGAGGGUCUGGCUGAAGCAGAUGCCACCGCCCUGUUUGAGGCUGGUGAGGGAUGUUUUGGAACGGAUGAAUCCACGUUCAACUUUAUCCUGGCCAAAAGAAACUAUCUGCAACUUCAGGCCACCUUCAAGGUGUAUGAGCAGCUCUCUGGAACGGAAAUCCUGGAUGCCAUUGAUAAUGAGGUCUCUGGGACACUGAAGGGCUGCUACAUCACACUUGUGAGGGUUGCUAAGAACCCUCAGCUGUAUUUCGCCCGGCGACUGAAUGAAGCCAUGAAAGGAGCAGGCACUGAUGAGGACACCAUCAUCCGCAUCGUCGUAUGCCGCUCUGAGUAUGAUCUGGAGACCAUUAAAGACAUGUACCUGGAGAAGUACGACAUGUCCCUGAAGGAUGCCAUCAAAUCUGAGUGUGGUGGGGACUUCAAACGUCUCCUGCUGGCUGUCUGCCAUUGAGAGAGAGAGAGAGAGAGGGAGGGAGGGAGAAGGUGAGAGGGAGGGAGGGAGAUGGAGAGAUCACAGUGCCUGAAAGGGACCGAGGGUACUACUGCUCACUCCUGGACAAACUAAUGCUACUUACAAUUGGUCCUACUGUCCUCAAACAUGCGACAUUCUCGGAUGGGGCAUGAGGUGGACCUGGAGAUAGCUCAAAUCCAGCUGCUUCUGUUCUCCUGAUUUGGCAUUGAAGUCUACGGGUCUCUACAAAAGUGGCAUGAGUAUACUAAAGACAGUUGUGUGCAUGUGACAUGAUUCGUUUUGAUCUAGAGGAGUGCUAGGACUAGUAUAGACUUAACAUACUGUACUUUAGACCAACAAUCCAUAUUACCAUUGGAACUUAUAGUGGCUCUAGUCCUUGAAGUUAUUUCUAGAUAUCAAAGUUCCCAACAUUCUCUGUGCUGCAGUGAAAUUGGCUGAGUGAAGUUCAGUAGGAUCAGGUGGUUCAGUGCUUGGCAGGAAGGUCAGUCCGCACACAAAAAGGCAUUUGUAGGAACUGGAACAGGGUGUAGCUGGAAGAUUACAGUAGAGCAUUGUAUUGAACUUAUCAGUCUUAUACAGGUAAGACCUAUGUUCAAUGCAGCAUGUACAUUUGAUAGGAUCUGUAAUGCACAGAUAUAUGGCAGUUUAUAAAUCAUACCCACCUGGUAACUUGUGUACAAAUAUGUAAUGGUUCAUAUUUUUACCCUUGCAUUUUAAACGAGCAGCAAAACAUUUUGUCCAGGUUUAAUGAGACGCUAUAUAAAUUUGAUCUCUCCAGGUCCAGUAUCUUCCACCCCAAACUCCAUCUUCAGUAUUAACGAGUGUUUAUAAACUGUUAGCUAGGGUAUUAAAAUAUUACCUUUAUUUAGACUACAGUAUUACAUAUAUUCAAUAAAUGUGUUUACAGAUAUAGCCACAAAAAGGUGUUGGGGAAGGUAUUUGAGGCAAUGUCAGAAGGUAUGUGUUCUUAUGACACUAAGAAUAGUAAAUUGUGUGUUGCGUAAUGGCAGCUGUAUUUUUAACAUAUAUUAGGCAUUUGGACAUAUUAGAAAGUCCUGUAAUCUCAGCUGAAUAACUUGAGAUGCCUGUUAUAGAUUUAUAACGCUGACUACUUAUGUGAAUUUAAUUCAAGAGAGGAAAUGUUAACAGGGUUUAGACCAUGCACACCUGCCCUUAUGGGAAGAUAUGGAAUAGGGACCAAUAUUUGCCUUUGAAUCAGCCAAAUAAUGUGUUUGGUAACAAAUAACUACAUGACAAUUACAGAAUAAAAUGUAUGUUUAUUAACA